CCAGUGGUGACACCUCCAUCAGAGAAACUUCACAAAGGACGAAAGCGAGGAGAUCAAUGCAAAAUUCGCCAACGAUCAGCCCAUCGUGGGGGAGAAGCAAGUCCGAUAUUUUACUGCUGGAUGGGUUAUCGUGCAGCAGUACCAGCACUGGCUCGAUGGACCUGUCCGCCCCACUGUCCUUCCCGCCCCAGGAGCACCAGGCGCCCGUGGGGAUCCUCCUUCAGCUCAAACCCAAGCCUAACUCAGAGCACUCGACGCUUACCCCGCCCGAACCCCGGAAACCGAUGGCGUCACCGGGCCCCGCAGCGAAGAAGAAAGCGGGGCUUAAACCCUGGAACUUUGACCGCUCCCCCUCCCAGGGGAGCAGGUGGGCGGGGCGCAGCAGGCCACCAGCACCCAAGCAGCCGACCCCGCCCUCCUUCCGGAAACGCGUGGCGCCCUCGCCGAAACCCCACGAGACGACGCAGAAGUCGGAGUCGGUGGGCGCGCACCGGGACAGCCGGGGGUCGUCCAUCACCUCCCCUAACAACGCCCUCAGCUCUAACUCCAUGCAAGAGGUCAGCUCUCUCAGAACCCAGUCCAUAAGCACGAUAUCUGAGUCUAGAUUUGAAACAUGCGGCCAGAGCAAGGGAGUGACCCGCGGGAAAACCCGCCCGCGGGUCCAAACCCAGGUCACCUCCCCUGAACGCUGGAACUCUCGUUCGGAGAGGCAGCACAGCGUGUUUUCAAAUUCAAAAUCAAUAUCGAGCUUCAACCUCAGCCACGCCUCCCCGCAGGUCAUCGACUACCAGAGCUGGUUGCUAGGCAACAUACCUGUCCAGGGGCGGCCCAAAUCGUGCACGUACGGGAUACGAGAUCUCCGGCAGAACACGUUCGGCGCCAGCUACGGGUUGAUCAGGACUCGGGGACACUCGGGAGGUUCCGGUUUCGCCUUCGGCAGCAGCGACGGCGACAGCGCGCCCAUAGCGGCCGUCAGGCGGAGGAGCGAAAAAUGGCGGCGUGAUGCGGACUCGCUGAAUGUGAUCAGGGGGGCCUUUUUAGGAGCCGCAGAGUUCUUGCACAGGCGGAAGCGGAACAGGAGCCGAGACCGGGAUAAAAAGCUCGGGGUUGACAAAGCGGUGAGUACGGCUAGCAUGCUCACGGCUGAAAGCCAAAACGAUGACGCUACAAACGCUAUCAGCGCCAACGAACUGGACGAGAAAAAUUUCGUGGAAAAUAAUCCAUUGAGUACAGCCAAGCCGGACCCGGUCGAGGGUUUGUGUAAAAAUGCGGAUCCCACACCCACAGAAAAGUCUCUAGUCGUUGAUAAACAGCUUAGAAGCAUCGACACACAGACGCAGAUUGCUGGAGUCAGAGAUAGCCCGCCCAUACGAGUGGAGGCACCGAAAGAUUCCCCUAAAAGAUCUAGCUUCAAGACUAAAAUCAAAAGGGUUAGAAAAAUUCCUCCCAGGAGCAAAUCUAAAGAGCCAAAAAUUGUAACACGCACAAGCCCGGAGCGCAAAAAGCGGAAAACACGGAAAAAAAAUUUCUCUACUAUAAAAGCAAAUAUGAGAUCUCCUGUCAACGAGGAGAAACCGCAGAGCUUAAGAAAGAUAACCUCGCCGAUCAUAUCCCCGCAUGUAAAACUCACUAGAGCGCGAAUGACCUCCCCUAGCAUUGCUGAGAGUGUCAAAGCGUAUAAAAAAUCUUCCCCCAAGAAGGGGAAACCCAACAAAACAAACCAAACCGAGGAUGUCAGUAAAGCGAAAAAAGACGGUGAAGAUGAUGUUUCCGGAAAGCAAAAUGACGUCACGCCGGAGAAACCCCGCGUUAGCCCCGGUGCGGUUAUAAGUGUGACGUAUGAAGAGGACACGUCCAGUGCUCCCCCGGAUGGGGCGUCGUCAGUCGAGAGUAAACAACCGACGCCCAAGAUGCGCCUGUCAUCCAUAAAAAUCACCAACAUCAUUAUCCCCAUCCAAGAGUUUGCCUCGGCUAUUUCUGAAACUGAAUCGGACCAAUGCAAACCGGAAGCGGACGACAAAACUUUCGACGUUCACGAUGAAAGUUCACAGCUUGACCUGACCGUGACCCAGCCGACCAGCCACAGCACGGGUCACAAAAAAACUGCACCGGUUGAUAAUCUGUCCGAAAAGUCGACCACGCGGAGAAAAAUAUCAAACUCGCGCAAGCGCUCCAAAUCCCCCGUGAAAUCUCCACGGGGUAAAAGCCCAAAUCAAAAAACGCAGUUUUUCAAACACAGACCAAGGAGUAAAUCCACAGCACCGGCUGUUCAUAAAAAAACGCACCCUCCCGCCACCAAAACAACGGGACGUCACCCAUCUCCCAAGCGAAGGGAAAGGUCGGGAUCAACAAAAAAAUCUGCAUUGAAGGAUUCAGCCCGGUCGCCAUCGCGCGGAAGAAAGCAGAAAUUGAACACAUCACAGCCGGCUGCCGGCAAAACAAACAGCGCUAAAAAUACUAGCAGCAGCCCCAAAACGGCGCGGGAGAAUUAUUUAAAAAUCCGGAUACAGCCGGCAAGGUUAAUCUUAACGAAGAAGAAAAUCCAAGCAUGGCAAAAACAAAACAAAAUGGCGACCGCUUCUUCGCCGUCCGAUUCAAAGACUAUGUCUACAUCCGGCCAGGCCGACGCCCAGUCAUCCAGCAGCCCGGAAGCUGCCAGUGAAUGCGUGGUGCGACACGGAAGUCCAAGCUUAAAUCAGCCGGGUUACCCUGUGGCCAACGACGCGGAGAAGACGCAAACGGAUGUAGACGCUGCCCAUGCGGGCGACUCGUGCGUGCGAACUGAGCGCGGGAAAAUUCCCGAGGCGCAUCAGAGUUGUGUUGACGGCAUUGAAUACAUAGAGGUGUUGGAAACGGAUCUCGACCUCGCCACUGAGGAGUACAGGAGCCGCAGAAAUCCUUCCCGGUGUGGGAACAGCCGUGAGCGGAAACUGAGCCCGGUAACUCUUACUCGCACGUCGAGAAAUCACUCCCCCACCGGCCACUUGUCCAGAAAGACGCCGAUGUUUGCCAGGUACUCCCGGAUGGGGGUUGGGGUAGGCGGGCACAGUCCCGGGUCCAGCACAGACCCGCCCCAGAAGAAAUACGUCACGUUCAGAAAGAAUUGGAAAGAAAAACCAACCGAGCCCGGGGCGAGCCCCACCCCCGUGCCUCCCCGCCCCGCGGCCAGCAGUAGCUACGGGAUCCAGUCGUCCUUACAGAAAUACGCCAAACAAAACCGUGUCAGGCCCAAAGAGGUCCGAAAAGCGCCCGUCUACCACCCACCAUGGGGGAGACCUCGAAUCAACGGGGUCAAACACGUGACUCGUCGUCCCGACUCCAGCAACGUUGGAUCCCCCUCGUAUUCGAUCCCGCCCAGAAACCUUGCCUGGGAUUCCAUCUUCGAUAGGCUGGACUCUGUAGACGAAGGGAAGGAAGAUAACGGCGCCUCCAGAAUCAAGUACGGCCUGCUCUUUGUCGUUAUAUUCAUACAAUGUCUUAUUCAGUAUUUUAUCACUAACGACUGAAAGCCGGAUUAGUUUAUUUUUUAUCUAAAAGAAAGCUCAAUGUUUUAAAUUGUCAAUGCCCACUGGGCUUGAUUAUAUUGUCAGCUAGGGGUGGGGUUUGAAUAGGAUAUACCUAUAUGUCAAACUGUUUUUAUUUUAUAAAAUGUAUAUGGGUACAUACACAAUUCAUCAUUUUUAAUA
Physella acuta is the source of this 3686-nucleotide messenger RNA. RefSeq names its product serine/arginine repetitive matrix protein 1-like. The record is from RefSeq and is a predicted model, not a curated record. NCBI's taxonomy places the organism in Eukaryota, Metazoa, Mollusca, Gastropoda, Physidae.